CCCCGCGCCCUGCUACAACGAGCGGAGCAUAUGGUUAGCAAACGCCUCAGAUUGAACUUUCCUGCUGAAUGUCAAGAAAAAGAGUGGAGUGUACUGGGCUGUGGAUCGAGAGGUGUGCAUGAAGUACACCAGCACAGUCCCUGACAAUGACCUGACCAUCACACUGCAUCACUGGCUCCCUCACAGGGUCACCUUACUGAACACACCAUGAAUGACAAGCUGGUCUUCUUGGGCCUGUUGUACUUCGUACAGGGCAUUCCCUACGGCCUCCAGUCUUCACUACUUCCUGUUUACCUGCGAGGAGCUGGCCAUUCUCUCACCCGCAUCAGCUUUACCAAAAUCCUCUACUUUCCCUGGGUUCUCAAGGUCCUGUGGGCUCCUCUUAUAGACCGCGUUGGCACAAAGCGCCGCUGGAUUGUCGGGACUGUGUCUGGUCUCGCCCUCACAUGUGCGUCCAGUGCUGCUCUUGCCCCAGAGGCGCACAUAUGGGGAGUAGCAGCUACGCUCCUGGCCAUGAACACCCUGGCUUCAGUCCAGGAUAUAGCUGUAGACGGGGCAGCUGUGAGUUUGCUUAAAGGUCGUGGGGAGCUUGGUCUUGGGAACACAGCCCAAGUGGUUGGCUACAAAGCUGGCUCCGUGUUCGCUGGAGGUGGCUUGUUGGCUGUCAUCGAUGUAGCGGGAUGGGGCUGGAUGUUUGUGCUGCUCAUGUUUGUCUAUGCAGGUGUUGCUCUGUUUGUGUUGGGAGCCCCUGUGUUGGACGAGGAGACUGUAAAGGGGCAGCCAGCAGAUGGCAGCAAGAGGGCAGCAGAAGCUACAAAGCCAUGGAGAGUGUGGAGAAAGAUGCUUGCAGUACCUGGCACCCCCUGGACCAUCCUGUAUGUGCUAACAUACAAACUUGGUGAGCAGGGUGCCGUCACCAUGUUCCCUCUCUUCUUGUUGGACCAUCACAUGACAGCCCGGGAGCUGGGCUUCUGGAAUGGUAUCAUCGCUAUGGGAUUCUCCAUCUGCGGCUCGUCUCUGGGAGGCCUGCUGCUCGCUCAGUUCAGCAUCGGGGCUCUGAUGCGACGCGUGUUUGUGUUGAGAACCGUCAGCAUGGUCUUCCAGAGCUCACUGCUCACUGUGCUGGAGCCAUCACCUCUCAUGAAAGGUAUGGCUGUCCUCAGCAUGAGCGUUCAGCACUUCCUGGGUGGCCUCAUCACCACUCUUACUUUCACUACCAUGAUGCAUUGCACUCAAAGGGCUGAGGAAAGCAUCCAGGCGACACACUACAGUUUCUUGGCAACAUUGGAGGUGCUGGGGAAGCUGACGUUCAGUGCUUUGGCUGGGGGAGUGGUGGACUGGUUUGGUUUCCAAGUGGCCUUCCUCUUCUUCCUCACUCUGUCGGCCGCUACAGCUCUGCAUGUGUGGACCGCCACGUUCACCGGAGCUCUCAGGGAACACCAGCUAAAAGACCAGCCGAAAUGAACAGAGGGGCUAUAUGCUGGUCUCAUUCACCCCACUUGAGUCCUCGAGUGGGAAUUAGCCAUGCCAUUCACAUCCUUUGUUUGGGGAUGGCCAUAUUUAUUUGUAUACUUUACUGCACAAUUAGCACAAUUCCUCAUCUCCCUGGCCUUAUUUAUGAGCGAGUGACAUGCAGGCUGAGUGUUUGUCUAGGCAAGUGCAUAAAGAGCUAAUGUAUUUAUUUUGAUGAAAGAGAAAAUUGCUUGAGUUUAAUAGUAGCACUCGGCUCUAGUCUUAAGAGUGAAAGGUAUAAAAGCUGUUUUAUCCACUGAGCCAUUUUAUGUUUUAAAACGCCAGCAAUAAGCGGGCAACAGCAAUAUGGCUACUCUCAGAUGUUUGUUUUAACACGUCGUACUGUAAUAUUGUCAUGUUGUACGGUUUACAGUGAAUUGCUGCUACCUCACACAAUCAGUGGAUGGUACAAUACACUGUACCAGGGGUGAUGGUGUGGUUGCUAUUUGAUUUGAUGGCAACAGUGUGGAAUUAUUGUACAUGUAUGAAAUAUGGAGCUUAGGAAAAGCCUUGAGUAGUAGCACUGAUUAUUUUUAGAGGGCUUAAACGGAACUAAAUGGCCCAAGUUAGUUUUUGUGGAACAUUCAUAGGUAUAUUAACUUGCUGAUCAAAAAGUAAAUGUCUUAGUGCCACUAAUAAUGGCAAAAAACCCUACUUCUAGUUACCUCAAAAUCUUCCUUGGGCUCAUUUGGUUCUCACAUUUCAAUAUAUUAUGCUUUAUUACAUGCGUCACUCAAUGCAUUUUAUCUCUGCCUUACAUACUGCAUGGUGCCAUUAUCCAUAACACUUAAUUUACUGCUGAAAAUAUGACGACGCACAGUUGAACUUCUACUCUGCUAUACUACAGGUACUAUGCUGUAUAAAUUAGUACCGGGCUGGGCUAUAAAUGCUACUUCAAAUGUGAUGCUUUUACAGAGAGAAUUCUGAAUGUAAAAGAGGUAUACUCUCAAUUUGAAUGGGAGAAAAAACAAGCCCCAACUUUGAGUUUCGCUGUGGUGCAGUUGCAGGUCACUUUUCAUCUUAAUGGCUGCUGUAAAUUGAACAUUAAAUUUAGCAGCUAAUGUAUGUACUGUACUGAACGUGAGGGUAUGUACAAAGCACAUUUCUUAUGUAUCUCUUAUGAAGGAUUUCUUGAGAUUCACAAACUAGUGGGAGCAGGCUUCACAUCUCUACUGGUAAAAAAAAUACAGAUGGUAGGUUUAAGCCAUAACAUUAAUAUGGCAAGUUAGUGAGAAUUUCUGACAACCAGUAAGGUUUAGCAUUUGUGGAUCUUUUGGAUAUUUCUUUCAAAACCAGUUAAACACCCCUAGAGUUACAUAGGCCCCUGCUCUCGAUCUGAAAUUAUGACAUCAACCUAUUCAGUAUAAAAUACUAUUUUGAAUCUGGAAACUGAAAAAAAUCUUCCAAAAAUUGCGGCUGAAUUAGAGCGUCUCUGCCCCUGGAUUGGUCACAUUUUUCUCCCCACAUCUUAAUCUGUCAAUAUGUUGCUUGGACUGCAGACUGGAAAAACAGGGUUUGAGAUGUGCUGUACCUUGUUAAAUUUCUCAGAUCCACUAUAAAAUUUCACAUUUGGCUGGAUAAUAGACAGAUGAUGCCAUGAAAUCACUGCUGGUCAUUAUGCAUUUUGUGGUUUACUGGACAGGAGAGUAGGCCACUUGCAGACGACUUCCCUUGUGAUGUGCGAAGCACAGAAAUAAAGCUUAACUGUCAACUUCAAAA
Periophthalmus magnuspinnatus is the source of this 3231-nucleotide messenger RNA. RefSeq names its product major facilitator superfamily domain containing 3 (gene slc33a2). Gene Ontology annotation, molecular function: transmembrane transporter activity. The coding region runs from base 208 to 1464 and encodes 418 amino acids. The transcript is spliced from 6 exons. Gene Ontology annotation, biological process: transmembrane transport. Lineage: Eukaryota; Metazoa; Chordata; Actinopteri; Gobiiformes; Gobiidae. Gene Ontology annotation, cellular component: membrane. The record is from RefSeq and is a predicted model, not a curated record.